UGGAAGUCCCAUUUUAACCCUCUAAUUAGUCAACCUUGAGGAUUGUGUUUGUAAUAUCAGGCGUGACCAGGGGCAUUUAGAUAUUCCCUUCCCUUAUAAAACCAAAGUUAAAGCCUUAUUUUCAAGAAAUACCACACAAAACUGAAUCCCUGCAAACAAACACAAAGAAGAUGAGCUACUUUAGCGGCACCCACAAUCUUGUGAUGCUCAUGUCCGCACUCACCUUCUUCGUGUUGUUCCUUCAGGCAGCUUUAAUGGCGGCCGGUGCUGUGGAAGGAGAAGAGUACCUUUUGAAUAAUCAUAAUCAAUUGUUGUACUCGAACAGAGAGGAGAUGGUACAAAUAGCUGGAUAUGGAGAUGAGAAGCUCUCAACCGUCCUAGUCACAGGCAGUGUGGUUUGUGAGGCUUGCUUGCAUGGUGAUGGUGAACCACAUCUUCGUCAAUGGCCAAUACCAGGUGCUCGGGUGGUGGUUCACUGUCAUCACGCUAAGAAGAGUAGUAAAUCAACAAGUUGGACAGAUGAAUUUGGAGAUUUUCUUGUAGACCUUCCUUCACACCUUCAUGCAAUUCCCAAUUUGGACAAAGCAUGUUCGCUUAAAGUGGUUCGCCUUCCAAACAACUCAAUCUGCCGACCAACACCAAAUUAUUAUUUCAAAAGACACCACUACUCAUUAACAUUAUCAUCUGUUGGGAAUGGCAUCCGUGCCUACAAUGCUGGAUACAUAAAACUUCUACACGGAACAUCCAAGCCUUCUCCACCAUGCAUCAACAAACAUGUUGUUAACUAGAAUGCUUAAUUGGUAGAUGUGGCUCGUGAGGAUGGCGCUUUAGUCACAAAAUUGAGUUGCAUAUAUUACUGUUGUUCCCAUCGUAAUUGGUUCUAUUAGUUGUAAAGUAUGCUUUCACUUUUGAGCCAUGAAAGAAGCAUUACCAGUAUAUGUAUGUACGUACGUAUGUAAAUAAUUUACAACAUUUGUGUAUUGGUAGAAUUGAAAAUAUAUUUGGCGUCUCACAAUUUUUUGUA
Molecule: messenger RNA, 1024 nt
Organism: Tripterygium wilfordii
Lineage: Eukaryota; Viridiplantae; Streptophyta; Magnoliopsida; Celastrales; Celastraceae
Exons: 2
Coding region: 171-788 (205 amino acids)
Source: RefSeq, a predicted model, not a curated record